Molecule: messenger RNA, 2598 nt
Organism: Megachile rotundata (alfalfa leafcutting bee)
Lineage: Eukaryota; Metazoa; Arthropoda; Insecta; Hymenoptera; Megachilidae
Product: protein brown
Biological process (GO): transmembrane transport
Cellular component (GO): plasma membrane
Molecular function (GO): ATP hydrolysis activity; ABC-type transporter activity; ATP binding
Source: RefSeq, a predicted model, not a curated record
UCGCAAGACGUUUCAUUCGAAACCAUUGUUUUCGAUUACAAAGGCAUUGUCAUUUAAUGAUGUCAGAACGAACAGGACACGAUUGUCCUUAGAGGAUCACGCGAAUUCCACUUUCACAUCCUACAGAACUGACGCAAUUGAUGAAACCUUUCGUUUAUUCGACUCGACCUUAACCAUUUCCGUUUCUCUCUCUUCUUCGUGCUCGCCUAACUUUCUAAAGUUUUUCUGCUAAAACAGUCAUUCUUGAACAUGUUUUUGUAGGGAACACAUUUAUUCAGAAUGACAUUUUUACAUUGUAAUAAAGAUGACUCAUUUUGUAGAGGUAGAUACUUUCGUAUUUUUGAGAAACAAAUCUUCGUCCAUUAAUAACUAUAGUCGUACGUUGUAACGAGUACUCUAUAAACAAGAUGCGUGAUAAGAAAAUUCGAAACCUUAGGAAGAUUCUAUCGUAGAAAAUUCGCAGAGCGUUUCAGGUCAACGAGGCAAUUACCGAGACUUCAUUAAAAUCGGAGCAUGUUUAUCGUCUUUGUCUGCGCAACGGUGUCAUUACCUCGGAUUUAGAGGAGCCUUCAAGAUACAGUUCGCUCUUCAUCGCGAAGAGCAUUAUGUAGAUAACAUUGAUAAGUGUCGCGAAGUAAUGAGUUCUUAUGCGACUUCGCGGCAUCUCGUAGUCCAGUAAAAUGGGUGAUCCCGAGGAGUUCCACGAAACCACGAUCCUGUGGGAUAAUUUAACGGUGAUCGUAUCUCCGAAACGCGGAUUAUUGCGGAAGAUUUAUCGAAGAUUUGCUACGAGUCCGUUCGAGGAAUCGUUAACGAUACUGAAAGGAGUGUCUGGUUGUGCAGUGACGGGGAACCUUAUUGCGAUAAUGGGACAUAGUGGUGCCGGUAAAACAACUUUCUUGACCACCCUCGCCGGAAGGGUUGCACCGACGCUGGGCUCGAUAAAAAUAAACGGCGAGGUUGUCCCGCGAGAAAUUCUGUCCAAAAUAUCCGGCUAUUUGCCUCAAUUCGAUGCAUUGCCGACAUAUCUCACCGUCGAGGAACAUUUACUGUUCACGCACGCCCUGAAGACGGACCACGAUUCGAAACAGAGGAAAUGUCAAAUAUUGAAACUAUUAUUCGAUCUGGGUCUGAUCGAUUGUAAGGAUACGUUGAUAUCGAGAUUAUCUGGUGGUCAAAGGAAACGAGUUUCCCUGGCUAGCGAAUUAAUCACUAAACCGAAGAUACUUUUUCUGGAUGAACCGACAACUGGCUUGGACACGUUCUCUGCGAUGCAAGUCGUGCAGACGCUCAGAGGAACGAGUUUAGGUACGAUCAUCUUUUGUACGAUACAUCAACCUUGUAUGGACGUGUACAAUCUUUUCACUCGGGUUUUACUAAUGUCCGAUGGAAGGACAGCUUAUUACGGAACUAUCGAUGACGCUACCAACUUUUUCUCCAGAUCUGAAGUUUCUAACAAACUUAGCCUAGGUUACGAGUGUCCGAUCGGCUUCGCCGAGUCCGAAUACUACAUCAAAUUACUAUCACCUAAAUAUCCUGACACCUCAUCGAUCGAUUCCACCCGCGACGAAUCCAAAGAAUGCAUCGAUAAAAUAUGUCGAGCAUUUCUGCAGUCUUCCUCAGAAAUAUUUCCAAGAAUCACAAGUACGACACACCUUGAAAUCGAACCUCAAAGAAAAGCUGGUUAUGUCGCGCAGUUUUAUUGGUUAAGCUGGAGAAUAUGGAUCGAAAAUCUAAGGACAAUUUUCUCGGACUGGUUUUCGUGGCUGUGCUAUUUUGUGAGCUACAAAAUUAUAUUUUUGUCGAUGAUGAUGGUGGUGACUUUUUACAUCGGGACUAAUCCACGCACCCAAGAGGGUGUGCAAAACGCACGGGGUGCAUUGUACAUGAUGAGUUCCGAAAUUUCUUUCGCUGUAGCUUAUUCGGUGCUGUAUGAACUUCCUGGACAACUCUUAAUUUUUCAACGGGAGAACGGCGUUUACGAUACGGGCCCCUUUUACUUCUCUACCUUCCUUUCACAGAUACCAAAGGCAAUUCUGAAGGCGUUCAUAUUCACAACAGUGAUGUUUCUGAUACUAAUCACUCCCCUGGAGUUUGUAAACUUUUUGUUUUAUUGCCUGGCUACAUCAGUGGCCGCGAUUUGUGGCAUAUCGUACGGUUUGGUAUUUUCUAGCUGGUUCGACGACGUGGACGUAGUCACAUCCAUCAUGGUGCCUAUCGAUAUGAUGUUCCUAUUGACCGCUGGAAUGUUUUAUAAUCUCAGGCUGCGAGUAUAUCAGGCUAUUGUUGAUGUUUCCAGGUCGCUGCCCACGUAUCUGACGUGUUUCAAAUAUUUCUCGAUGUUCUUUUACCUGAACGAAGCUCUUUCUAUAAUUUAUUGGUCGCGUGUGGACGACAUCGAAUGUCAAUCAUCCAGCGAUUUGCCCUGUUUUCGAAAUGGAACAGAAGUCAUGUUAGAGUACGGUUUCGGAAACUCCAGCUACUGGUGGGAUUUAAUUGGUCUCGCAGUUUUAACAAUUUUCUUGUAUCUCGUUGGAUAUCUCGGUUUACGCAGAAGAAGAAAAGUUGGAGCGUUUUGAAUAUUUAUAACAAAUACAU